Molecule: messenger RNA, 5020 nt
Organism: Achroia grisella
Lineage: Eukaryota; Metazoa; Arthropoda; Insecta; Lepidoptera; Pyralidae
Gene: toc
Exons: 12
Coding region: 253-4587 (1444 amino acids)
Source: RefSeq, a predicted model, not a curated record
AGUCGGCGCGCGCACGCGUAUUGUAAUAUUCUACAGUAUUUUUUACCUUAUCCACCGGCAAAGACUACGACACUAACCAACAGUAUUGAUCGGGCGUUCGCCGUGAAACGGCGCUUCAAAAAUGCGUUACGAAUUUUUCCGUGUUUAAUUAUCCUUUGAUCGAACAAGCAUUGGACGCCCAAUAAUAAAAAAGGGCACUGAAAUAUGGAAGAGUGAAUAAAGUGUUCUGUGAUUGGAGUGAGUUCGACGAUAAUGUCGAAGAUUCCUGUGGAUAAAAAUGGUAGAGUACGAUCUAUAGAACUACGAGGGAUUUAUUCCAGUAAUCAUUCCAAAAUAAAAAGUUUAGACUCACUGGAUCAAGUUGAAGUAAAAAGGACAUCACGUAUUUUAGCAAACUCUGAAAAUGUUAACGAGAUUCCCAAAACAGGACUAAAGGAACAUAUAUUUUCUAAAAGCUAUGCAUCUCUAAUACCAAAAAUGAGUUUAAAUUUAGAAAAGGUAGUGGAACAAAAUCCAAGAAUUUUGGAUUUACGCGAAAAAUUAAAUGCGAUAACGAGAAAGCAAGAUAGAAAUGUGGACAAAAAGACAAAAGGACUAAUUAAUGACAUUACCCAACAACUAGUUGAUGACAAAGAUCAAGAUGAAUCAGGACCAUACAGUCUUUUGUUUGAUCUCAAAGCUGAUCCUUCUACAUCACGUGAAGAAAACACCGAUUUAAAUGUUUGGAACCCAAAAACAAAAAAUACUGAUAUAAAAACUGAAGACACUUCGGAUAAUAAUUCAGACAGAUCACCGAAUGUUUUGAACUUCGAUGACAAACCAAUGAGAGAAUUUGAAUAUUCAUGUGAAAAUGAAAUCAGCCAUCCAGUAAAAAAAAUAUUUAACACACAUUCGAGGUCCGAUCUGUGCUUACAACUAAAAUCCCACAUGCAUUCACGAAAUUUUGAUUCUAAUUUGAGCCCCAAUGACAAUUCAAUAAGUAGAACUAAUGAAGAGAAUUCACUAGAUGAUAGCUUAGGAAUUUUAACUCCAGAUCAGAUGGAUGAUAUUUGUUAUCUGGAAAAUGCUUUUUCUCCUACAGUGGAAGGUCUUCCAAUAUUUUGUGGUACUAAUGAAUCUAAUAAAAUAUCACCAGAUAAUGGGGACACUCCUUCAACCGAUAAGACUGAAAGUAAUUCAGCAGCCUCUACUAUUCAGAAUGAUGGGUUUGAUAGCAUAAACACUGACAAUAAAAAGUGUAAUGUAUUUCAAAAUUCACUUCCAAAUAUAGAAAAAAUAAGUACCCAAGGAUCUAACUUCCUGACAUGUUUUGACUAUUCAAAUCGAAAGUUGUAUGAUCAAUGUUUAAAUACAGAACCCGGAGAUAGUUUACCAGAAUCCUCAGUUUCUAAUUCUGUACAAGACGCGAAUUCAGAAAGUCACCAAACUGAUUUACCUAAGGAUGAUAAUGUUCCAAAUUUGGUUGAUGAUGAAUUUAUGCCUUCGAUUCACAGUAGCAUUUUAGAACCUAUUAGUUCCAUAGCAGAAAAUACAAUAAAUUUAGAAAUACCUCUAAAUUCAAAACAUGAAAACAAUAUGACAACGAACCGAAUUGAUCAAACACCUUCUCCUGAAGAUUUACCACUAGAUAGCUCAGAUAUUCAUGGUGAAAUAAGUACGUACUCUCAGUUUUCUGCCUCUACUUUGCACGAUUCUCAAACUUAUUCAGACGGUAAAAAUGAUUAUCCUAAGUCAAUGGAAACAUCAAAAGUAUCAAAUAGUUUUAUCACGAGUAUUACUAGUAUAACAAGUUUAGAUGGGUAUCAAGGUGAUGGCGAAAUGUCAAGGCCAGUAAGUAGGGGAGGUGACCAUUCUAUAGAGCAGCGUGAAGAUGUUCUAGAAAUGGACUGGCAAAAUGUACCAGUAACUAGAAGAGCAGAUCCUAUGACAGACUCAGAUUUUUUUACAGAGAGCGAUGCUGAUGGGCUGGAUGACCACAUGCAAAGAGGAGAUCGUAGAGCCCAAGUUAUUGAUGGAGCAUUAUAUGGAGGAAAGAAUGCAAAUGGAAAUCCGCCUCUACUGGUGAAUAGGAAUGAUGAUUCGUGUAUGGAAUCUAGUGGAGUAUAUACAGACUUUGAAAACCAUAGGUCGUCUCCUGUUUUUCUAAAUGUAAUUGAUGAUAUGUCACCAGAAGGUUCCACACCAUCGACUAGAUCAGAAUGCAGUCAGAAGAAUACUAGUCCUGGAAAUGUUGAUGCAUAUUUUGAGCCACUUAAUGAAACAUUAGAUGAUAAGAAAUCAGUAUUAACACACGUUGUUAACGAAGAAGAUACUCCAAAAAAUGUUAGCAAAAGAAAUUCUAUAAAUAGUGAAAAAGAUGUCAGAACUGUUGAUAAAAAUAAAGAGGAAAAACGGUGUUUCACUUUGAAGAAAUAUAAAAUGCCUAAGCGUGAUGUGCCAAGUAAAUUAAAAACAAUGUUAGCAAACAGGAAAACUGAUGCUGAUGCUAGUGUACAAAGUAGUCCAAAAAUAGUAAAAAAGAUGGAAAGACGUGAGAUAUUAUCUAAAAAAAAUUCAUUAGAUAUUAAAAACGACUAUAAAACAAAAUCUUUUAAAGAUAUAAAGUCUAAGGUAGACUGUGCAUUUUCAUUACAACGAUCACAGACAGCAUGCAGUGUUACUAGAAUGUUAAGUUCGAAGUCCACAAAUACUAAUCCGAAGCCGAAGGGCCGUCACAUGCGUAUGCGCAUGGAGAUUGGCUCCGCAAACGGCAGCGGGAAGAGCAGUCUGCACAGUUCUCAGAGCGACAUUAGCGCUACCAGCACACCGCUUGGGAAGCAUUCCUCAAGCCGCUUCCCUUUACUACGGAACGGCAAGAAACGGGAGAGCGUCCCGGCACAAAAUAACCCUGCCCGCCCUCCGCCUACUCCGCCACAGCCGCAACCCCCUAAUAUUCAGGCUAAGAAAAAUGGUGUGGUUCAAAAACUGUCUGCGUCACCUGUGUCAUUGCGCGCGCGCACGUCCCUCGCUCCGCCUCCCUCGCCACGGAAACCUGCCCCCCACCGGACACCUGCGCAGCGGCCGACGACUUUGCCUACCAAUAAAGAGCCGCCACGAGUGGCAGCGGCAGUCGGGCCACGCGGCAAGCGGGUACAGACGCCACAAGCAGUGCGGACGCCCCCAGUUGCACUCGCCGCACCACUGCCCGCUCAGCUGCCCGCACGCGUGGAGCAGGUCGCCGCUCUUGCACACGCUGCCAAAGGUGUCGAAGCCUUGGGAGUGUUAGUCCAGUAUUUAGUAUUCCGUUUGGAUGCAUUAAAUGGUGGGUCAUGGCGAUUAGAAGCAGAAAAAUGGCGAGGAGUGGCAGCAGCGGAACGCAGCAGUGCCGCUCGAGCCGACAGAGAUCGUCAGCAACGCGCUCAGAAAGAUCUCGAUACAAUUGCAGAAUGCCUGAGCAAGAUAUCAGAGCUGGAGAUAGAAGUGUCGUCAAAAGAAGAAGCUAAUGCUCGUCUCCAGGCCACACAUAUUGAAGAAGUUGCUGGUCUUGCAAAUGAUAUUAAAGGACUUAAGGAUAAUAUAGAGUCUUUAAAACAUGAAGUUGCCGAGAGUAGGGCGCGAUUACAUGCGCACAGCGAAAUCGAGCGAACUUUGCGCGCGCAGCUUGAAGCAGCGCGGGCGGAGGUAGAAUGCAGCAAGCAACAAGCGCGUGCAACGGCCGACGCAGCGUGUGAUAAAUCUUGUACUAUGUGUGACGCCGCUUGCGAUCCGGUCCGGUGCGAAGCGGAAGAUUGUGAGCUGCGAUUAUCUGCGAAUGAGGAACUGAGCACAGAUGCCAACGAAUUGGCUGCUGAGGUACGAUCUCUGAGGGCGGUAAUAGAAUUAAAGCAAGCGGAGAUGGCGUCACUUCGCGAUGCUCGUUCAGAAUUGUCUGCUGAGCGAGAACGACGUGUAGCGGCAGAGCGCGAUGCUCGUGCCGCACGACACGCCGCUGAAGAGUUAAGGGAGCGGGCCGCCGCACGACAACGCGACGCCGACAGGUUGCGCGACGAGAACAGAAGGCUGCGCGACGCGGCCGCCCGCGACAGAGACCACGCCACGAGAUUGGCUGCUUUGAACGAGGAGCUCAGAUACAAGCUUAGGCAGAAAUCUCAGGUGGUAUCCCUAUUGGCUGGCGGAGGUUACAUAGAGCGCACGCCAAUGCGUACACGAACAUCGUCUGGCGACUCAGUGCGGUCAACGUCCCCGCCGCCCGACUCUCCGCCGUCACCAGCGGCAUCCCCCGCACCGGAUACGCCCCCAUUACCUGCUGUCAAAGGAGUCGUUGAGAAGCACGAUUCGGUCAGUUGGGUGCUUGAAAUAGAAGAAACUCCCGAGGAAGUGGCCUCGAGGUUAGCGAGAAGAUCAUCGUUCCGCACUGCUGCCUCCCCAAGCGGGGUAAAACGCCGCGGAGGUGGCUCACCGGGCAGUGGUUCGCCGGCACCAGCAUCUCCCGCACCUAAUGCCUCCAAACUAUUCAGGCCAGGAGACCUCGAUUUCCCACCGCCGCCUCCCCCACUGAAGGAAUCAGCUGGGGAAGCGAUUUACAUUUAUGAUGACCGUCAGUAUUGAUACAGAUGAAGUAUGAAAUGGAGAAGUAUGAAGGAAUUAUGGUUCGUGAAAUACUAGUCUCGCGCUCGUGGAGUCGGUUGAUAGUAGGCCGUGAGUAGGCGCAUGGAAUAUCAAAACGUGAGAAGCCGUGACAAGACUUAAUUUGAUAUUCUUGCCGAAUUUCUAGUACUGCACGUUACACAGUCAUAGAUUAAAAAAUGUGGGACCCAACAGGUAUGUUCGCAAUUUAGUAUUAAAUGUAACAUUAUGAAAUAAUGAUGCGUCAUAUUAAGGAUUUGAUUGCUAAUGGUUUUGCAAAGUUCGUUGUAGAGUAAAACUGAAUUGUGCAUAGGAUUUGGGUUCGACUGCGCGAAGUAUCGUAACGUACCUAUUAAUUUAAUGGACUACGACUUAUUUAUGUAAUGUGCUUGGAUAUAUUUCAUGUAAUUUAAAA